UCACCAAAAGGCAUAACAAAUGCGUAUACUAUUGUUGCUCUUAAUAACAACAAUCAUAAUGCCAUCUCUAGUUCAUCAAAUAACAGUUGUCAUAAUAACGAAAUGACUAAUAAUUAUGAAGCUUCAUUCUCAUCUUCAUUCUCCACAUCAACAAUAUUAGUAGAUCAACAAGAAGAAAAAACAGCAUUUUGCCAGCGUUUGCAUGAUAAAGUUAUAGAAACAAGAAGUCCGAAAGCAAUAGCAGAAAAAAUUCGAACAUUGAUUAAAACUUUUAAUGAAGAUAAAAAUCCUAAUUGGAAAUGGUAUAAAGACGUUGAAGAGAUAAUUUAUGGUGGUGGCAAAAAAGUUAAAGAUUCAUCAUCAUUGAUUGAUGAUAUUAAUAAUGGUGAUGAAUCAGAUAUGAUAAUUGAUGGUGGUAGCGGUAAUGAAUUUGUAGUUGUAAUGGAACCAGAAAAAGAAGUACUCGCGCAACAAAAUGCUAUGGAUGUUGGUAGUAUUCAAGAAUAUGAAAAAAUGGAAGUAUUAAGAGAUGAUGGAAUGAUCAACAGUAAUGAUAAUA
Molecule: messenger RNA, 559 nt
Organism: Entrophospora sp. SA101
Lineage: Eukaryota; Fungi; Glomeromycota; Glomeromycetes; Entrophosporales; Entrophosporaceae
Source: the annotation of a GenBank genome assembly